AACGACAGCAAAUUGUUCGCAAUGGCGAUGCCGUACAAACGAGAAACAAAGGGCGAAAGCCCCACUGCUGAUAGUGGCACGAAUACUCCAAACUUAUCGAACUUUGUGUACAUUUACGAUAUUCCGCGCAUGGAGAAAAAACGGCUAGCCGCACUGCUCGAGGUCAACAACAGGUGGUACGAUCUGGGUGAGAAACAGAUGGGUUAUAGUAGCGCAGAACUAGAUGGCACGCAAAGGUGCUGCCAGCGUAAUAACCGAUCCCCGGCGGAAGAUCUACUCGACAAAUGGGGCAAUUAUAAUCACACAAUCACGGAGCUGUUUGUGGUGCUGUCCCGGGAAAAGUUGUACACCUGCAUGGAGCUUAUCAAGCGCUACGUCGAACCGCGGUACCAUGUGCUGAUCAAACAUUCCAAUGGCACAGACGGCGCCAGGGGCGCGACAGAUGAUUUGGGUACUUUCUCCGAUGAGGACGCCAAUAACAACCCGAAAAUAGGGAACCGCGCUCGAGGCAAUGACAAAAAAGCCCCAAAGAAUCCUCCGAAAGGAACAGAAGCUGGUGGGGUUAAAAACGGACCAGACGACGCGGUUGCCGCCAGAAGGGACGCAAAUCCCACAAAUUCUAAGGAAAACUCCCCAUUCGCGAACGAACUGAUCGAUUCAUCCAGUUUGAUCCCGAAAAUUAGCUACGAUGAGCUGGCGGAUGCCACGGAUAACUGGAGCGAGCGGAACAUACUCGGGAAGGGUGGCUUCGGGACGGUCUACCGGGGAGUGUUCAAACACACGUACAUGGCGAUAAAGAAGAUUGAUUACAACAAAGUGAAGACGAGCGAAGCCGAACGAAUCCAGCUCCAACAGAGCAUCAACGAGCUGCGAUACCUCAAUUCUUGUCGCCAUGACAACAUCGUACCUCUGUUCGGGUACAGCAUAGACAAGGAACCCUGCCUGGUGUACCAGUUCAUGCCCGGUGGUUCGCUGGACAAGAGCUUAUUUGCACGUCGACCUGCCUCUCCGCUAACUUGGAAGGAGCGCAUGAACAUUGCACGAGGAACUGCAAAAGGUCUACAGUACCUGCAUACGUUCGGCGACAAACCGUUCAUCCACGGUGACAUCAAACCGGGCAACAUCCUGCUGAACGAGUUCAAGCAACCACGCAUCGGUGACUUUGGUUUGACGCGCCAGGGCGCGGUCCAGGAUUCGGCCAUGGUUGUAUCGCGGGUUUACGGCACAAGGCCGUACAUUCCGAAGGAGUUUUACGAUCGGCGCGAACUCAGCACCAAAGUGGACACGUACAGUUUCGGUGUGGUGCUGUACGAGAUUGGCACCGGGUUGCGGGCCUGGGAUGACCGGCGUACGGACAAGCAUUUGAAGGACUACAUUGCCAGAGCCGUGCACGAGUCGGUGCACGUGUCGGAGUUGAUGGACAAAGCGCUUCCGAUGGAUGCGGACGGGUUGCAUUGCUGUUACAACCUGCUUAUGGUGGGCCAUCUAUGCACGGCCGACGAUCCGAAGCAACGACCCGACAUGGUGGCCGUUAUGUGGCACCUGGAUAAGGCGUAAGACGCCCACUGGAGCCUAUACAUACAAAACACUCAAAAACAGAGUGCCUUUAAUCGUGCACAUACUCGCAUCCUUAGUGAUGCCACUUCGGACCUAGGGUUCGCGUUGUUACAGUUACUUGAUAUUUUGCUUAGCAUUUACCCUUCUUUGGAGUGGGGGAUUUUUUUUUAAUAAAAUAACUUUUCGGAUAAACUCUCGGUGGACUCGUUUUUUUGUUUUGUUUUCGUACACAAUCCGAAACAACACGUGGGGCGUAUUAUUUUAAAUAUUUUUUUUUAUUUUGUUGUUUUUCCAAUAUUUUAUCGUCAGUGUGAUAAUCAUAUUUACCAUAUUAGAUAAGUUACUACUACAGGUUCUGUUUGUUUGUCUGUACGUGUGUGUAUGUGUGUAUUUGUCUUCCUUAAA
Molecule: messenger RNA, 1962 nt
Organism: Anopheles nili
Lineage: Eukaryota; Metazoa; Arthropoda; Insecta; Diptera; Culicidae
Gene: pll
Product: serine/threonine-protein kinase pelle
Exons: 4
Coding region: 22-1557 (511 amino acids)
Biological process (GO): protein phosphorylation; signal transduction
Molecular function (GO): ATP binding; protein kinase activity; protein binding
Source: RefSeq, a predicted model, not a curated record